Messenger RNA from Camelina sativa (false flax), 1861 nucleotides. Its product is annotated as sugar transport protein 13. Gene Ontology annotation, biological process: monosaccharide transmembrane transport. The record is from RefSeq and is a predicted model, not a curated record. Gene Ontology annotation, cellular component: membrane. NCBI's taxonomy places the organism in Eukaryota, Viridiplantae, Streptophyta, Magnoliopsida, Brassicales, Brassicaceae. Gene Ontology annotation, molecular function: monosaccharide transmembrane transporter activity.
AUUGGCUACAUACAAUUUCCUUGUGUGCUUCACUGCUUCGUUUUCUAUAUACUCCUUUAAAGAAAAUAACUUUUUAAGUUUCAGCUUCUGAAGAGAGAUCUUCAGUAUGGCCGGAGGGGGAUUUGCGGCGGCUUCGGCGAACGGAGUGGAGUUUGAGGCAAAGAUAACUCCUAUAGUUAUCAUCUCUUGCAUCAUGACUGCUACCGGAGGCCUCAUGUUCGGCUACGACAUUGGUGUCACCGGCGGGGUGACAACAAUGCCGGACUUUCUCGAAAAGUUUUUUCCGGUGGUUCACAGACGAGUAGAAGCCGGCGUAGGCAAAAACAAUUACUAUUGCAAAUACGACAACCAAGGGUUACAACUUUACAAAUCAUCUCUAUACUUAGCCGGUCUAACCGCAACGCUUUUCGCUUCAUACACGACGAGGAAGCUCGGACGGAGGCCAACGAUGCUCAUAGCCGGUGUUCUCUUCAUCGUCGGUGUGACUCUCAACGCGGGGGCUAAAGACCUAGACAUGCUUAUUGCUGGCCGGAUAUUGCUUGGUUGUGGAGUUGGGUUCGGUAAUCAAGCUGUUCCAUUGUUCUUGUCGGAGAUUGCACCUACUAGGAUCCGUGGUGGUCUUAAUAUUCUCUUUCAGCUUAACAUCACUUUUGGUAUCCUCUUCGCCAAUCUUGUCAACUAUGGAACUGCCAAGAUUAAAGGAUGGGGAUGGAGGUUAUCGUUAGGUAUGGCAGGAGUUCCUGCGCUUCUCCUAACGGUUGGAGCUUUUUUGGUGACCGAAACGCCGAACAGUUUAGUCGAAAGAGGUCGCCUCGAUGAAGGUAAAGCCGUUCUCCGUAGUAUUCGAGGUACCCAUUAUGUCGAACCAGAGUUUGCUUAUCUACUCGAAGCUAGUCGACUUGCUAAAGAAGUUAAACACCCUUUCAGACACCUUUUCCAACGUAGAAACCGUCCUCAGCUUGUCGUUUCCCUGGCUUUACCGAUGUUCCAACAAUGUACUGGAAUCAAUGCGAUUAUGUUCUACGCUCCUGUUCUGUUCAGCACAUUAGGGUUUGGCAGUGACGCUUCUCUUUACUCUGCAGUGGUCACUGGAGCAGUCAACGUCCUGUCCACAUUAGUCUCAAUUUACUCCGUUGACAAAGUUGGUCGCCGGGUUCUAUUCCUAGAAGCUGGUGUCCAAAUGUUCCUCUCUCAAGUCGUUAUCGCCAUUGUCCUUGGUACCAAAGUUACUGACCACUCUACAAAUAUCUCCAGAGGUUUCGCAGUUCUAGUCGUGGUAAUGAUCUGCACUUAUGUUGCUGCUUUCGCCUGGUCUUGGGGACCGUUAGGGUGGUUGAUCCCGAGUGAGAUAUCCCCUCUAGGGACACGUUCCGCAGGACAAAGUGUGGCGGUCUGCGUUAACUUGCUCUUCACGUUUAUUGUCGCUCAAGCUUUUCUCUCGACGCUUUGCCAUUUAAAGUUUGGGAUAUUCAUCUUCUUUUCUGUGUGGGUUUUGGUUAUGUCAUUCUUUGUGACGUUUCUACUUCCUGAGACUUAGAACGUGCCUAUUGAGGAGAUGAGUGAGAGAGUGUGGAAGAAGCAUUGGUUCUGGGGUAGAUUUAUGGAUGAUCACAAUGAUCAAGUACUUGUGAGUGGUGAGAAGAGUAACGGUAAGACCAAAGUAGAAGCAGAAGAGAGUUAAAAAGAGGUGGUAAACAAACCAUAAAUAUAAAGAGGAAAAAUAAAGUUUUUAACUUUUCUACAGUGUGUUACCCAAACUGUGUUUGUCAAUAGGUAAAGUCUUUUUUGUUUGUUUUAUUGUGACAGUAAGUACUUGUUAAUGUUAUCGAUCGGCCUUGAGUUCCAUUUCCGACAAGUGUUC